GUCCCUCGCAUUAGCCCACUUUCACACUUCACAUUUUCGUUAUGUCUUGAAUAAAUCUUCGGACACAAUAAAUAGUUAGAUACCAAACGUUCUCUUACUCCUCCACUUUCGUCUUCUCCUCAUCAAUAGAUCCUAAAUCCUUCCUCUCUCUUUUUUUUUUUCAUUUUCGUCUUCACCUUUUGGGCUUCACUAUGGCAGCUGCCGCGGAUAAAGGCAAUGAACUCGACCACAUCAAGAAUGAAGCCGUUGAUCUGAUUCGAAUACCCAUGGAGGAAGUCUUUGAAGAGCUGAAAUGUACAAAACAAGGUCUUACAUCAGAUGAAGCUUCUUACCGUCUAGACCUCUUUGGUCCCAACAAGCUCGAAGAGAAGAAGAAAAGCAAAAUUAUAAAGUUUUUAGGCUUCAUGUGGAACCCCUUGUCGUGGGUGAUGGAAGCGGCGGCUCUAAUGGCUAUCGCUUUGGCGAACGGAGGAGGAAGACCACCGGAUUGGGAAGACUUUGUGGGGAUAGUGGGUUUGCUAUUCAUCAACUCAACCAUUAGUUUCAUCGAAGAGAACAACGCUGGUAAUGCUGCAGCCGCUCUCAUGGCCGGUCUAGCCUGCAGAACUAAGGUGCUCAGAGAUCGUCAAUGGAGCGAGCAACAAGCAUCCAUCCUCGUACCCGGCGACAUAAUCACCGUCAAGCUCGGCGACAUCAUUCCCGCCGACGCGCGUUUACUCGACGGCGACCCUCUCAAGAUCGACCAAUCAUCUCUCACCGGCGAAUCAAUCCCCGUCACCAAAACCCCCGGCGACGAAAUCUUCUCCGGCUCGACCUGCAAACAAGGCGAGAUCGAAGCCAUCGUCGUCGCCACGGGAGUCCACACGUUCUUCGGCAAGGCCGCUCACCUCGUCGACACCGCGAACCAAACCGGACAUUUCCAGAGAGUCGUCACCUCGAUCGGCAACUUCUGCAUCUGCUCGAUCGCGCUGGGAAUCGCCGUCGAGCUCCUCGUGAUGUACCCGAUCCAGCGCCGCGAGUAUCGCGACGGAAUCGAUAACCUCCUCGUAUUGCUGAUCGGAGGGGUUCCGAUCGCGAUGCCUUCUGUGUUGUCCGUCACGAUGGCGAUCGGAUCUCAUAGAUUGUCUCUGCAAGGAGCUGUGACGAAGAGGAUGACUGCGAUCGAGGAGAUGGCUGGUAUGGAUGUUCUGUUGAGCGAUAAGACUGGGACUCUCACGUUGAAUAAGCUUACCGUUGAUAAGAACUUAGUGGAGCUUUUCGCGAAAGGAGUUGAUAGAGAGAAUGUUAUCCUCUUGGCUGCGAGAGCCUCGAGGAUUGAGAAUCAAGAUGCGAUUGAUGCAGCUAUUGUUGGAAUGCUUGCUGAUCCUAAAGAGGCUCGAGCGGGUGUGAGGGAAGUUCAUUUCCUUCCUUUUAACCCGGUGGAUAAGAGAACUGCGUUGACGUAUGUUGAGUCUGAUGGGAGCUGGUACCGAGCUAGUAAAGGAGCUACGGAGCAGAUACUGAACUUAUGUAGUUGUAAGGAAGAUGUUAAGAGGAAAGCUCAUGGAGUGAUUGAUAAGUUUGCUGAGCGUGGGCUUCGAUCUUUGGCUGUUGCAAGACAGGAAGUUCCGGAGAAGAAGAAAGAUGCUUCUGGUGGCCCAUGGGAACUUGUGGGUCUUUUACCUUUGUUUGAUCCUCCGAGGCAUGACAGUGCCGAGACAAUCAGGAGGGCUUUAAACCUUGGUGUUAAUGUUAAGAUGAUAACCGGGGACCAGCUUGCAAUUGGGAAAGAAACUGGUCGCAGGCUUGGAAUGGGUACAAACAUGUAUCCUUCUUCUGCGCUACUCGGACAAGAGAAAGAUUCUUCCUUGGGUGCACUUCCUGUUGAUGAACUGAUCGAGAAGGCUGAUGGAUUUACAGAAGUCUUUCCAGAGCAUAAGUACGAGAUUGUUAGUAGGCUGCAACAAAGGAAUCAUAUAUGUGGUAUGACUGGAGAUGGUGUGAAUGAUACCUCAGCUCUCAAAAAGUCGGAUAUUGGUAUAGCUGUUGCUGGCGCUACUGAUGCUGCGAGAGGCGCUUCUGAUAUUGUUCUCACAGAACCUGGACUGAGCGUUAUCAUCAGUGCAGUGCUUACCAGUAGAGCCAUAUUCCAAAGAAUGAAAAACUACACUAUUUAUGCGGUUUCAAACACGAUACGUAUUGUGUUUGGCUUCAUGUUCAUUGCUCUCCUAUGGGAGUUUGAUUUCGCGCCUUUCAUGGUCCUGAUCAUAGCAAUCUUAAACGAUGGAGCAAUCAUGACAAUAUCAAAGGACAACGUGAAGCCAUCUCCACAGCCAGAUAGCUGGAAACUCAUAGAAAUCUUCUCGACCGGAGUUGUGUUUGGAGGUUACCAGGCCUUGAUGACUGUCGUUUUCUUCUGGGCGAUGAUAGACACUGAUAUUUUCUCGAACAUGUUUGGUGUGAGACCAUUGAGUCAACGUCCUGAACAAAUGAUGGCUGCUUUGUAUCUACAAGUUAGCAUCACAAGUCAAGCUCUCAUCUUCGUCACCAGGUCCCGUAGCUGGUCCUACGUCGAACCCCCUGGUCUUCUCUUACUUGGUGCAUUUGUCAUAGCUCAGUUGGUGGCGACGUUGAUAGCUGUUUAUGCCAACUGGAAUUUUGCGCGGAUAGAAGGAGCCGGUUGGGGAUGGGCUGGAGUGAUCUGGCUAUACAGUCUCGUAACCUACAUCCCUCUCGACUUGCUCAAGUUUUUGAUCCGCUACGUUUUGAGUGGAAAAGCCUGGUUAAACCUUCUUGAAAACAAGACUGCCUUCACGACGAAGAAAGACUAUGGUAAAGAGGAAAGAGAGGCUCAAUGGGCUGCAGCUCAAAGAACCCUCCAUGGACUUCAACCACGAGAGACGAACAUCAUCUUCAAUGAAAAGAAUUGUUACAGUGAACUCUCUGAGAUUGCUGAACAGGCUAAACGCCGAGCUGAGGUUGCCAGGCUGAGAGAGCUAAGCACAUUAACAGGACAAGUAGAGUCAGUGGUUAAGCUUGGAGGACUUGACAUUGACGCGAUUCAGCAACAUUACACAGUCUAAUCUACUUUGGUUACUAAAAAAGGCUAUUUAAUUAGUUUGAAAACAAAAGCAAAGUUGUGUAGACUUGCACCGAUGCAUUUUUUAGGAUCGUUGGUUUUUGUACUAAUUUUAUAUUAAGUUCAUGUAUUAAUAUAAUAUUGAGAAUUUAAAUUAUUUUAUUUUGAUA
Messenger RNA from Brassica napus (rape), 3228 nucleotides. Its product is annotated as ATPase 5, plasma membrane-type. The record is from RefSeq and is a predicted model, not a curated record. Gene Ontology annotation, molecular function: ATP hydrolysis activity; ATP binding; P-type proton-exporting transporter activity. Gene Ontology annotation, cellular component: plasma membrane. NCBI's taxonomy places the organism in Eukaryota, Viridiplantae, Streptophyta, Magnoliopsida, Brassicales, Brassicaceae. The transcript has 15 exons. The coding region runs from base 192 to 3062 and encodes 956 amino acids. Gene Ontology annotation, biological process: proton export across plasma membrane; regulation of intracellular pH.